Symbiodinium natans is the source of this 363-nucleotide messenger RNA. NCBI's taxonomy places the organism in Eukaryota, Dinophyceae, Suessiales, Symbiodiniaceae. The record is from the annotation of a GenBank genome assembly.
AUGGAGCCGGGUCAGACAACGCGCCUUGUGUCGGCGGGAACCUCUGCGGCCAUCGCCAUUACCUUGUUUAACCCGACGGAGGUCAUCAAGACACAGAUGCAGAGCAGCUCCGCCAGCUUGACCAUGCGGGAGGUCGCAUCCAAAGUCUGGAAGAAAGAUGGCGCCAGAGGGUUCUGGGCUGGAGUUCGUCCCAACGUGGUAAGGACGUUUCUGGUCAAUGGUGCCGAAAUAGGCACCUAUGAUGAGUCCAAACUGGUGCUCAUUGAGUCUGCCGGAGAUGGGCUUGCCUGGUACCCAGCGACACGGGGUGACACCCAGCAAGGCGUUGUGAACUGUAAGCUUAGCAGCCCUGAGCCCACCUGA